Juglans regia (Persian walnut) is the source of this 2499-nucleotide messenger RNA. RefSeq lists its product as uncharacterized. The record is from RefSeq and is a predicted model, not a curated record. Bases 1 to 2499 code for a protein of 832 amino acids. The transcript has a single exon. Lineage: Eukaryota; Viridiplantae; Streptophyta; Magnoliopsida; Fagales; Juglandaceae.
AUGGACAAAAGCUGGAUGAACUUGACCGAUAGACUUCGUUCGCCUGCAUACGCCGAUGGGGCUAACACUUUCCUCACCCCUGCACAAAACCAUUCUCAGGGCAGUAAUCGCAUUCGGUGUCCAUGUCGUUCAUGCUGUAAUAAUCUCUUCUUGCCUAUACUAAUUGUGGAGACUCACUUGUUCAUUAAAGGGAUCAAUCCAAAUUAUACUCAGUGGGUAUUUCAUGGGGAGGAGGAAACACGAAGUUUCAAUGACGAUGGUGACGAUAGUGUUACUGAUUACGCCCACGAGUACAUUGAUGACAUGGACCAUAUGUUAGAUGACAUCCGGGCAAGCACAUUCGUCGAUGUUCGCCAAGAUCAUGGUAAUCCAUCGCCAACUCGUGGAUCAAUACCAGAUCCCUCCCCAAGUUCAUCUUUCGACCAUCUACUAGAGGAUGCCCGACGUCCACUUUUUGCUGGUUGUACAAAAUUCUCAAAACUGUCAUUUAUUGUGAAGUUGUUACACAUUAAGACACUCGGUGGUUGGUCAAUAAAGUCGUUUGAUAUGCUACUGAACCUGUUGCGGUCUGCCUUUCCUGAUGCUGAAUUGCCACAUUCAUAUGAGGAGUCAAAGUCAUUGGAGCGGGGUUUGGGAUUCAAUUACCACAAGAUUCAUGCAUGCCCUAAUGACUGCAUCUUGUUUUGGAAGGAGAAUGUUAAUCUUAAUGAAUGUCCUAACUGUAAGGCUUCAAGGUGGGUGCCUAAUACACACAAGGCAUGCCUUAUCCCGCAAAAAGUGUUGCGGCAUUUUCCUUUGAAGCCAAGGUUGCAACGUCUCUUCGUGUCUGCAAAGAUAGCAGGUGAUAUGAGAUGGCAUAAAGAGCAACGGCCUACUGAUGAGGCUAGCCUGAGACAUCCUGCAGAUUCAGAGUCCUGGAAGAGAUUUGAUGAAGAACAUAGUUGGUUCGCUCAUGAUACUCGCAAUGUAAGGCUUGGGAUGUCAAGUGAUGGUUUCAAUCCGUUCAGCAAUCUGUCUAAACCGUAUAGCAUUUGGCCAGUAAUCCUUGUUCCGUAUAACUUGCCUCCGUGGUUGUGCAUGAAAGACCAAUUCAUGAUAACAUCCCUCAUUAUUCCUGGGCCAAAAUCUCCAGGUAAUGACAUCGAUGUUUACUUGCAACCGUUAGUCGAUGAACUGCUUGAAUUUUGGGAACAUGGGGUACCUACGUAUGAUGCCUCCACAAAGGAAACUUUCAUGUUGCAUGCUGCUUUAAUGUGGACAAUCAACGACUUCCCAGCCUAUGGGAAUCUUUCUGGCUGGUCAACAAAAGGAAAAUUAGCAUGUCCAUCCUGUAAUGUGGGCACAGAUUCCAUGUGGUUGAAAUAUGGCCGAAAACAUUGUUAUAUGGGACAUCGUCGUUUUUUGCCGCCAGAUCACAUGUGGAGAAUGAGAAAACAUUUGUUCAAUGGUCGAGAAAAUCAACGCAUGCCACCAAGGAUUUUAGAAGGAGCUGAUGUGGUGGCUCAACUACAGAUGAUUGGGAAUGUGCAAUUUGGUAAAUCUGGUCGAAAGAGAAAACGCACUGCUGAAGAGUUGAACUGGACAAAGUAUAGCAUUCUCUUCAAGCUACCGUAUUGGGCAACCCUGCGUCUUCGGCAUAAUCUAGAUGUCAUGCAUAUUGAGAAAAAUAUUUGUGAUAACAUCUUGUGCACAUUAAUGAACAUUCCUGGGAAAACCAAGGAUAAUAUCAAUUCUCGACGUGACUUGGAGCUUUUUCAGUUUAGAAAAGAAUUACAUUUGAAGGUCCAAGGUGAACGUGUUACAAUGCCACCUGCACAGUACACAUUACACGGUCAUGAAAGGAAUAAAUUCUGUGAAUGGCUGGCCGAUGUGAAAUUUUCAGAUGGAUUUGCUUCCAAUAUAUCGCAUUGUGUUUCUGUACGUGAUUGCAAAAUCAAAGGAUUGAAAAGUCAUGACUGUCAUGUUUUUCUCCAAAGAUUACUUCCUAUUGCUGUUGGUGGGUACUUACGCACUGAUAUUGCAUUGGCCUUGACUGAAUUGAGCACUUUCUUUAAAGAGUUGUGCGCCCGAACCCUGGAUGUUAACCGCCUAUUGCAACUCCAAAUUGAUAUUGUUACAAUUCUAUGCAAAUUGGAGAUGAUAUUCCCCCCAUCUUUUUUCGAUGUCAUGGUCCACCUAGCUGUCCACUUACCCCGUGAGGCCAAACUUGGGGGUCCAGUACAGUACAGAUGGAUGUAUCCAUUUAAGAGGUAUCUCGGCAAGUUCAAGCGGUAUGUUAAGAAUAAAGCUCGCCCAGAAGGCUCAAUAGCCGAAGCCUAUAUUCACAUCGAAUGCCUGACUUUUUGCUCAAUGUAUCUCAAAGAUAUUGAGACGAAGUUUACUCGAAUGGACCGCAACAUUGAUGGUGGAGAAGCGGAGAAUAUAGAUGGAUUCAAGAUUUUCAACCAGAAAGUUCGUGUCAUGGGUGUGGCUUCCAACUUGAAAUUAUCGAAGCGAUGA